This is a messenger RNA of Aphanomyces astaci, 1578 nucleotides long. RefSeq lists its product as hypothetical. NCBI's taxonomy places the organism in Eukaryota, Oomycota, Saprolegniomycetes, Saprolegniales, Verrucalvaceae. Bases 1 to 1578 code for a protein of 525 amino acids. Gene Ontology annotation, molecular function: ATP binding; microtubule motor activity; microtubule binding. Gene Ontology annotation, biological process: microtubule-based movement. The transcript has 12 exons. The record is from RefSeq and is a predicted model, not a curated record.
AUGCGCGAGUCCUUGAUGCCUAUGCCGGACGAUUCCGAAGACAAUCAUGUGGACAUUCCCAAUAUGAUAGUCGCCGUGCGCAUACGACCCAUCUCACAGGCCGAGCAAUUGAAUGGCCAUCGAAGCUGCUGUCGCGUUGCAGGCGACCAGACCGUUGUCAUUGAGAAACCUGGCAUUCCCUUGCGGCACUUGAAAAGCCAGCGCGGGUUCACCAACGAAUAUGCGUACGACAUAGCGUUUCCCGACUAUGCUAGCCAAGGCGAUGUCUACACCAAAACCGUGCGCAACAUCAUCCCCACCAUCCUCAAAGGCUUCAACGCAACCAUCUUUGCAUAUGGCGCGACGGGCGCUGGCAAGACGCACACCAUGAUGGGAUCGGAGCGCGACGGCAACAUCUUUCGCCUGAUCAAUAGCGCGCGCGCGGACGAAGAAGACGCGUCCGUGGCGGAAGGCUUGGGGUUCCAGUGGAGCGUCGUGGUGACAUACCUAGAAGUGUACAACGAGCAGAUUCGCGACCUGCUCAACCCAUCCAGUCGACCGCUGGCAUUGCGUGAAGACCCAGUCAAGGGGGUGGUGCAUGUGGCCGGUCUGCACCAUGUGACGGUGGAAACCUCGUCCCAAGUGCUGCAGCUGCUUCGGUCCGGCAAUCGCAAUCGCCGGACCGAAGCCACGGCGGCAAAUCAGGUGUCAUCGAGGUCCCAUGCGGUGCUGCAGGUGACCGUGAAACACAUGACCACAACCAUGUUCCGCCACAACAAUCCACAUGAGGCUACGACGGAAGGCGUGCUGUCGCUCAUCGACUUGGCCGGGUCCGAGCGCGCAUCCAACACGCAAAACACGGGCCUUCGCCUCACGGAAGGAGCGAAUAUCAACAAGAGUCUGCUCGCGCUGGCCAACUGCAUCAACGCGCUGUCGUCGUCGAUGAAGGAACGGCGGCGGUCCGACUCGUCUGUGACACUGCGCGUGCGUGACAAGCCAGCGCCGCGCACCAAGUACCGCGACAGCAAACUCACGCAUUUGCUCAAGAGUUCGUUGGAGGGCGACUGCCGGUUGGUGAUGAUUGCCAACAUCAACCCGUCCCACGCAUGCUUUGAAGAGACGCACAAUACCCUCAAGUAUGCCAACCGAGCCAAGAACAUCCGUAUUCGGCCCAAGAAGCACGUCGUGACGGCGGAGAUGACGCACAUCCAACGCGCAGACCGUCUGGAGCAGGAGAAUGCGGCGCUGCGGCAAGCGCUCCUGGACGCGCGGGGCGGCGGGGGCGUCAAGCGCAAGAGCGUCGACGCGGACAUGUUGAACGACCUCCAGUUGGACAUGGACGCCAAGCGAGCCAAGCACCACGAGUCCGUGUCCCUGCAGCGCACAAUUGAUCAGUUGACGCGGGAGAAGCAGCAGCUGCAGGCGCGAGUGGCCAACCUGGAGGCGGAGAACCGCCAGUUGAAGCAACUGCAGAACGGCCCCCGCCGCGUCAGCGUGGCCAGCACCAGCCAACUGCAUCGCAGCGCCGUGCAUCCAGUGGCGUAUCCGAAAUCGUCCAGACAGAGCUUGAUUCCAAGAUUUAACCCACAGCGUCCAUAA